Elaeis guineensis (African oil palm) is the source of this 700-nucleotide messenger RNA. RefSeq lists its product as uncharacterized. Gene Ontology annotation, molecular function: heme binding. Gene Ontology annotation, cellular component: membrane; intracellular membrane-bounded organelle. The record is from RefSeq and is a predicted model, not a curated record. Lineage: Eukaryota; Viridiplantae; Streptophyta; Magnoliopsida; Arecales; Arecaceae.
AACCUCCAUAGGCUUUGUUUCUGUGCUCUCCUCCACUUUCUUCUCCAGCAUUGGUUUUCUUCUCUUCUUUCUCUAACAACAAGAGGCAAGGAUGAAGAAGUAUUCUCCUUCUGAGAUCUCUCUGCACACCACCAAGAAGGAUUGCUGGUUGCUCAUCCAUGGCAAGGUUUAUGAUGUGACCAACUUCUUGGAGGAUCAUCCUGGAGGGGAGGAUGCACUCCUGCAUGCCUCAGCCAAUGGAGAUGCAACUCAGAAAUUUGAGGAGGUGGGACACAGCUCCACUGCCUUCAGCAUGAUGGAGGGCUACUUGAUCGGCGUCAUCGAGGGCUAUAAGGGCAGCGUCGGCGGCGGCGAAGGAGCCCGAAAGACCAAGGAAGCAGUGGGUGGGGAGCCAGUCAAGGCCAGGACACUGCAACAGAGGAAACCAACAUCUUCCUCCAGCUUCUUGGACCUCCUCUUUCCUGUGCUUAUCGUUGGCCUGGCCUUUGGCGCUUGGUAUUACCUCACCUUCCAUUCCAAGGCCAAGGCCUAAGACCUAUCAAAGGGUCAGCUUUGGAUGGAUGGUCAUUCUUCAGUUGUUGAGUGCAUGGAGAGUCAUAUGGAAUAAAAAGGGUGAAGCUUUGGUUGGAUGAUUCCUCAGUUGCUGAGUGGAGGGAGAGUCGUAUGAAAUAAAAAGGUCUCAAAGAAGAUUUCUUUUUAA